AUGACUCAGAAUUUCUUCGAGUCGUCGGUGACCUCUUUCUUCCAAAGCGCGCCUCUCGGCUCGAGCUUCUCGCCAGGUUCAUCGUCCUCCACUUGCCCUUCGUCGUCGCCCGUCGCCACGACGCUUCUGGGACGCGGCGGCUUCACGGCGCAGAUGGAAAAGGCGUUUCCGUACUUUUUUUCCGCAUCACCGCAAGCUUCGCCGGCGGCCCGCCGCUCCGCCGACGAAGCCCGCGGCGGCGGAGAGGAAGGCAAGAAGAGCUGCGGGUCGCGCGAGACGCACGACUGCCCCGGCGAGGCGCUGCGACACGCGCGCGAGGCAGGCAGCGGCUGCGGGCGCGAAGCGGCGGCGCUGCUGCGCGAUGCAAAGAGCGCGCUGGACAAGGUGUGUCGCCAGUCGGGACAGUGGAGUGUGUUGCGGGAAGCGGGUUGUCCUCGGGGCGACGACGAGGGGCGGCAGUUUGAAAAGCACUUCACUUGCUCUUCCCUCGCUUCGCCGCUCACAACCUUCGAGGGAGAGCGAGAGCUGCCGCCUGCAAGGGCGGCCGCGGCCGCUGGCCUCACGUUCUCCUCGCCGUCCCCAGCGCAGUUUUUCUCGGCAGAGAGUCCCUUUCCGUGGGCGCCGUCGCUGCCCCCUUCUGCGCCCCAAGCGGCGCCGUUCGCCUCGGCGUCUCCUGGGCUUGGCGGUGUCAACGCGCCGGGGAGACUUGCGCGGCCUCCUCUCGCGUCUGCGCUGUCCGCCGUCGCAGCGCUCUCUCAGGAUUUGGACGCCGCGGAGCAGCGGGAGACCGCGGCGGCGAGCGGCCUCUUCUCGAAGAGGCCGUUCCAGGCCGAGAGAGAAGGUUCCUCUGUGGGUUGCGAGGCGUUUCCGUCGCUGUACAGCGCGGCGGAGCGGGAGAGCCCUGCGCCUCCCCAGGGCCAGCCCCCCGCGCGACGACCUGCCUUUCCCUCGUUGGUCGUCGGCGCGUCCCUCUGUGCGCGCGCGGGAGAUGCGCGGGCCGCCGCAGGAAGAGAGACGUCUACGGCGUUCAUCCCCGACGCUCGUUUGCUCCACGGCGGCGACCUCUGCGCGUUCCCCGCUGCUGCAAGCCAGGAUAUCCCGCGGGGGGGCGCCCGAGGGGGCGACGCAGGCGGCCCGCGCGAGGAGAGAAACGGAGUCUUUCGCGGUGCGCGAGGCGUCUCCGCGCGUUUUCUGCCGCCUGCGCGGCCUCUCGGCGGGGGCGGGGACGACCCCCGCCACGCGUUCUUCGUGGACCAGAUGUGUGAGGGCGAAGGCGAGCUCCGCUUCACUCACUUCUUCGCCGGGGAGCCGCCAGCUGACGCGCCCCGAGAAGGGAGUCUCCCUCUCGCCGCCCUCUCUGCGUCCUCGAGUUUUUCGCAUGCGCAAGGCUCUCCGCCGAGAGCGUUUGCGUCUUUUCUGUCCCUCUCCGGGCACGCAGCCGACCGCCUCAAUUUGUAG
Besnoitia besnoiti is the source of this 1458-nucleotide messenger RNA. RefSeq lists its product as uncharacterized. NCBI's taxonomy places the organism in Eukaryota, Apicomplexa, Conoidasida, Eucoccidiorida, Sarcocystidae. The transcript has a single exon. The coding region runs from base 1 to 1458 and encodes 485 amino acids. The record is from RefSeq and is a predicted model, not a curated record.